Chelonus insularis is the source of this 1201-nucleotide messenger RNA. RefSeq names its product predicted GPI-anchored protein 58. The record is from RefSeq and is a predicted model, not a curated record. The transcript has 4 exons. The coding region runs from base 63 to 1133 and encodes 356 amino acids. Lineage: Eukaryota; Metazoa; Arthropoda; Insecta; Hymenoptera; Braconidae.
AAACGCUCUAGAAGUAUCAUUCGAUCUUCAGUCUCGAAGUAAGAAUAAACUAAACAAUCAACAUGUACAAGUUCGCCGUACUUCUCGCUCUCUUCGCCUGUGCCAUGGCUGCACCUGAACCUCAACCAGGUUUCGUCGCAUCAUCUGUGCCAGUUGCAACCAGCUACGCCAACACUGUCAAAAUCUCUUCCUCCUACAAGGCUCCAGUCGUAGCUGCACCAGUUGCAUACGCCGCUGCACCAGUCGUCGCACACGCACCAGUUUAUGCCCAUGCACCGAUCGUCGCAUCUGCACCAGUCUAUGCCCACCACGCUGUUGCUGCUGCACCACUUGUUGCUCACUCACACGUAUUCGUCAAAUUCGUUUUCGCUGCUAUCGUUGCUGUUGCAACUGCAACCCCAGGAUACUUGACAUCUCCAUUGAUCAGCACCUUGAUUGGAGAAAAAACCAUUGAAUCCCAUGGCAACUCUGUUGUCCAUGCAAGUGCACCACUUGUUAAAACUGUUGCCGCUGCACCCAUCAUCGAAACUUAUACACCAGUACACUAUGCACCAGCAGCCAAAAUCGUCUAUGAAGCUCAACCUGCUCUUCUUGCUGAAAAAACCAUCUCCAGCCAUGGACAAAGCAUUGUUCACAACUCUGCCCCUGUCAUCUCCGCUGCUUAUGCUGCACCAGUUACAAUUGCUCUCGCCGUUUUGAUUGGAGUUGCCACCAGUGCUCCAGCAGAAGAUCUAAAAUCUCAUGCUGAGGCUGCGCCUCAUGCGGCUCCAGCACCAGCUCACGAAACUUCCGCUCCAAUUCCACAAGCUCCUGAAGCUGUUCAACAUGAAAUUAAUGACCAACCACCUGCUCCUGCUAGUGCUGCUCCAAUCCAAAGUGCUCCAAUUCAACAUGCUGCUGAGCCAGCUCCUCCAGCACCUGUUCCAACUCCAAAACAACUCUUCAUCGCUGAUCUUCCUCUUGUAAAGACUCCAGCUUCCACUGCCAAAUUAACUCCAGUUGCUACUUCUUUCGUUGCUCCUGUUGCUUAUGCUGCAGCACCACAAGUUUUAGCAUCUUAUCCUUAUCCUGGACUUGCUGCUCUUCCUGCCAGCUACUCUAUUGAACAACAUGGUUAUCAUAUUGUUUAUUAAAUAAAGGAUUAGAAGAUUCCUUUAAUUUUUCAAUAAAAGUCUGACUAUGUAGUGGAUUUUUCACUAUC